This is a messenger RNA of Lathyrus sativus (Indian pea), 888 nucleotides long. NCBI's taxonomy places the organism in Eukaryota, Viridiplantae, Streptophyta, Magnoliopsida, Fabales, Fabaceae. The record is from the annotation of a GenBank genome assembly.
AUGGCGGGAACAGUAGCUGUGAGAUCAACAAACUCUUCAACACUGAACAACGAGUGGGAGAUUUGCUUCGCACGCUUCAUCCCUUUCCCUCAUUCUACCACUUCUUCGUCUUACUCAUCCGAUCUUCAUCCUCUCCCUCAUCGCCUCCGUAACCGUCCUCCUCGCGGCACCUGGAUCACCUCCUCCACUUCCGCCUUCCUCAGAUUCUCCCUCGAUCUCUCCUUAUCGGACGUCAUCCUCACCGUCUUCUUCAACGGCAAACUCUUCGAAGAGCACUACGUUUCGAAGCUGAAUUUCUCUUGGCCUCAAGUAUCGUGCGAUCCUGGAUUUCCUGCAAGGGGAAUUAGAACCGUGCUGGUUAAUUACAAAGACUACCGAGGCGAGAUUCAAAAGUUUGCAAUGCAGUUUCCAUCGAUCUAUGAAACACAAUCAUUCAUCUGUGCUUUGAAGGAGAUCCUAAAAGAUGGCAAGGGCCCGGAACCUUUAAAUAUUGACUUUGGUUCGGAAAUUUCGUCUCAGUCAGAAUUUAUGUCAACAAACAAACAAUCCUACAGAGCUUCUGAGGAACUGAGUUUUGUGACUCCGGCUGACACUUACAUUCCACAACUGCCAAUAUGUAUGAAUAAUGAAAGGGAGCAACCUUCAGGAGUCCAAAAAAAGGAAAUAGCUUCUGUUCACAACAUUGAAAGCAUCCUUCCAGCCUUGCCACCCAGUUUUGCCACAUUCUUGAUGGAUUGCUCUGGGAUAAACCAUGCUCAGCCAACUACUACCCAGGAGAAUGAUCUCAAGUCCCAAAUUGCGAGAUAUAUGGAAGAUUCUUCCUUCCAAGAUAUGUUGAUAAAGGUAGAGAAAGUUAUUGGAGAAAUCGGGGGUGAUAUGUCACUCUAG